AUGGGGAUCAAAGAGUUUGAAAUGUCAGCCCUUUCUGAUCAACAUCACAUUCUGGGUGCUGCACCAUUUUCCAAUCUAAAACCACCAUCUGAGGAGAAAGCAAUAUAUGUUGAUCAGACGGCAAAUAAAGCAGCCCCUCAUGAGACCUCCAUCACCUUUGUCUACCAAGCCAAAGUAUCAGAAUUUCUGCGCAAUGUAACAGUGACAUGGUGCAAAAAUCUCGUCAACCAUUCGCUUAGCAUCACGGUGGAAAACCCUUCUGAUGAAAAUCAAUACACGUGCAAGGUUGAUAUAAGGGCUUGGCAGUUUUGGGGUAGAAAAGGUCUGAAAUCCUUUGAGUUAGAUGGAAAACUAGUAGGCAUUUUCUGGGAUUUUAGACAGGCAAAAUUCUCCACCACCCCGGAUCCUUGCUCUGAUUAUUAUGUUGCCAUGGUCUCCGGUGAAGAGGUGGUUUUAUUGCUGGGGGACUUAAAAAAAGAAGCUUAUGAAAGAACCAGGUCAAGGCCAUCCUUAGAAUAUGCUACCUUGUUGUACAAGAAAGAGCAUGUUUAUGGAAAGAGAUCGUUUUGCACCAGAGCCAUGUUAGCCGACGGUGAUAAAGAACAUUACAUUUUCAUUGAGACUUCUCUCCCUGGCCCUGGGCCUCGUGAUCCUGAAAUGUGGAUUAGCAUUGACAGCACAGUGUUGAUUCGCGUUAUGAACUUGAACUGGAGAUUUAGAGGAAAUGAGACGGCGAUGGUGAACAAUUUGCCUGUACAAAUUCUAUGGGACGUGCAUGAUUGGUUGCAUGGUAAGCCCGGGUCAGGCCGGCCUGGCCUCUUCAUUUUUAAGACAGGCGCGCCAGAAUGUGUAUCAGAUGAUGAUCAUGGACAGUGCAGCAGGGAAAAUGAAGGUGGCAGAAGAUCAUAUGACUCAGCCUCAGCACAAGGAUGCCCAUCAACCCCAGAGUUUUGCCAUUUUUUAUAUGCUUGGAGAACUGAUCAGUAA
This is a messenger RNA of Alnus glutinosa, 987 nucleotides long. RefSeq lists its product as uncharacterized. The record is from RefSeq and is a predicted model, not a curated record. The coding region runs from base 1 to 987 and encodes 328 amino acids. The transcript has a single exon. NCBI's taxonomy places the organism in Eukaryota, Viridiplantae, Streptophyta, Magnoliopsida, Fagales, Betulaceae.